AUGCCUGCUGAAAAGUGCAUUAGAAUUUCCUGGAGAUUCUUUAUGUAAGGACUUAUGAUGAUUCCAUUUGUAACCUAUGAGAGAAGAUCAGGGGACGAAAUAGUUAAAGCUAAAUAUAAGCUUUCAUAUAUUUUCAAUCUGGAUAAUUUCAAAAAAGUAUAUAUAAGCUCUUUCACGUCUUCCAUGUGGUUCACAAUGACACUUUUUGCUUAAGAAUGGAAUUUUGUCUCCCAUUCAUUAGUUUUGGGUGCUUUAUAAAAUUUUUUUUUUAGUAUAGACCGAAAAAUAAAAGGCAUAGAAAAUCAUAAUAUAGAAAACGCAGGAUAAACAAUGGUAAUAGGCGGUGUAUUAUGUAUACUAAUUGAUUCUUAUACAUUUGAAACUGCUGAUGCGAUUCCUUCCACGACUUCUUAUAAAAUGUUUAAAUUAUUAAGAAGAGCGACUUGGUAAAGAGUCAUCUUGGGUAAUUUUACAUCGAUUUUAGUCAGUUUUCUAGUCUUUAAAAUGGAUAAACAUUAAGGGAUUACAAGGAAGACUUACCCUCCGUAUUUAGCGGCAAUGAUUAUAUGUUUUUUGACUGCAAUUAAUAUGUAAAUGAGUGCUUAUUUUUUUUCAGGAAGUGAUUUUGAUGUAAAUCAUUUAUGGGGUUGGCUCGGUCUUUUUACCAGUGAAUAAUUUAGUGGAUAUUUAUAUAUGAGUAUUAUUUUAUGCUUUGGUAGUUUUAUUACAGGGGUACUCGUAAGUAAAUUAUUUGAACCAAUUAUUCCGGCUACUGCUUAACUUUUUGAACCCGUUAUUGCAACAAUUGUUUUCUAACUUGUGGGUGUUUAGAUUAUUCCAAGGGGUUUAACUUGCAUAGGUUACGUAUUUUUGUUACCGGGAAUUUUCUUGAUUAUACUUGGAUAACAUUUAAUUGUUUAGAGGAUUAAAUAAGAGCUGGUGGAUUAAGAGAGAUCAGAUGAAGUGUAGAGAUUAAGAUAAUGGUAGAUUUAAUAGGACUUAAGCAAAGAAGAAAUUCAUUUAAAGCUAAUGUAAGUAAAAGAUAAAGAUCUAAUUUAUCUUCUGUAUUAUCAAAAUCAUAAAAUAGUUCCUUUACAAGAAAAAACUCAAGAUUUUAAUAAUAUAAAGUUAUUUUGUGCAUUUAUACUUGAUCAUUCUGUUACUACAGUAAUUAUGACAGUUAUUACUCUUUAUGCCCUUUUUGGAGAUGAUGUGAGAGUUUUAGUAACAGAUUCUUAAGGAGAUUAAGUUUUUUGGGUAUUAAAUAUAAUAAGCAUGGCUUUUUUUUCAAUAGAAAUAAUAGUAGCUUCAUUCACAAAAUCUUGUUAUUUUAACAGUUUUUUUUUCUAUUUAGACUUUGUAUCUACAAUAUCUCUACUUUUGGACAUUGGUUGGAUUUCAAAUACAUUAUUUGGUGUUAAUAAUAUUUCAUCUGCAACAUCAGCCGCAUAAUUAGCAAAAGCCGCAAGAGCAUCUAGAGUAGGUACACGAGCAGGAAGAAUAGUAAGAAUAGUGAGACUUAUUCGUUUAGUUAAAUUAUAUAAAUAAGCACAUUAAGUAAAUAUGUUUGAAACAAAAUUAGGAUAAAAACUUUCAGAUUAAACUACCAAAACAGUCAUAUUAAUUGUACUUUCAAUUAUGGCCAGUGUACCAAUGUUUAGUUCCGAUACAUAUAAUGAUUAAAUAACAAGCUAUAAUACAGGAUUAAGUAGUUUAUAUCUUUAUUAUACUAAAACCCCAUCAGAUGACUUAUAUAAAAAAUCAUUAUAACAAUAUAUAGAUUUUCAUAAAAAAUAACGAUACCCAAUAUUAAAUAUCCGUUACUAAGUAUAAGACAUUAAUCUAUAUUCUAGUGAAACAAACCCAGAAAUCACAAACUAUCAGACCCUAAGAUUAGAAGAAUAAUUUAUUUAUUCAUUUGAAGAUUCUUAAGGAGAAAUUUUACUGAGUAUAAUAAUUGAUAAAAGAAUAGAUAAUGAUUUAAAUGCCAUAUUGUCUAUUGUGCGUACUAUUUUUGUAUCUAUAGUCCUUACUGUAGGAGCUAUUUUAUUUUCUGGAGAUAUCGAAUUAUUAGUACUUGAACCGAUCGAAAGUAUGGUCAGGAAAGUUAAAAGAAUUUCUGAAAAUCCUUUAGAAGCCGCCUAAUUGGAAGAACAGGAAACUUUGGCAAUGGAAUAACUACUAAAGGAUGGUAAUUUGGAAGAAAUUAAAAAAAAAAAAGAACAAGAAGGGUAUGAAACAGUUAUUUUAGAAAAACUAAUCAUUAAAAUUGGAGCACUUUUAGCGAUAGGAUUCGGAGAAGCUGGCUCUGAAAUUAUUGCUUCUAAUAUGAAACGAGCAGGUGAUGUAGACCCUAUAAUUGCAGGGAAAAAAGUUAUGGCAAUUUUCGGAUUUUGCGAUAUUAGGAACUUUACAGAUGCCACAGAAGUGCUUUAGACAGGAGUCAUGGUCUUUGUGAAUGAAAUUGCGGAAAUUACACACGCUAUAGUAGAUUAACAUAUAGGGUAACCGAACAAGAACAUAGGAGAUGCAUUUUUGUUAGUAUGGAAAUAUCCAGAAAGUGAUACUUUUUAUGAUGAAGAAAGAGUUAAUAUAUAUGCUGAUUUACCAGUUUUAGCUUUUUUGAAUAUAAUGUCAGCAGUUUAUGUAUCGAAAAAAUUAGUUAAAUAUCAAUAGAAUUAAAAACUUAAUUUUAGACUACAUAAUUAUAGGGUUAAAAUGGGUUUCGGACUACAUAUAGGAUGGGCUAUUGAAGGAGCUAUUGGUUCAAAUUAUAAAAUAGAUGCUUCUUAUUUGAGUCCAAAUGUAAAUAUGGCUUCUCGUCUAGAGGCUGCAACGAAAUAAUUUGGAACUAACUUAUUAAUAAGUGGUGAAUUAUUUUAAAUAUUAACUCCUAAGUGUUAAUAAUAAUGUAGACAUAUAGAUAGAGUGCUUGUGAAAGGUUCUUUAUAACCUAUGGAUUUAUACACUGUGGAUGUUCAUUUAGAAAAUAUUAAUACUCGAGGAUGUGGAAAAGACUAGUUUGAUAUUGGAAAUUUAACAGUUCCUUAAAAAAAAAGAAUGAGAGUCAUUAGUAGAUUGUAAAGAAACAAAUUGAAAAAUGAUAUUUUUUCAUGUAAAUCAUUUCCAGCUGAAAAAUUCAAAACUAAUAAAAUGCUUUAUGCUAUGAGAGAACUUUUUAGAUCUAGUUUUUAUAAUGAAUGGAAUAUAGGUUUUAAUUAUUAUAUUUAAGGAAAAUGGGAAUAAGCUAAAUGUUAAUUUUUAAAAACUUUAGUUAUGCUUUCUUAACAUAAUUUUAUUGAUGGGCCUUCUAAUACUUUAUUAAAUGUAAUAAAAGAAAAUAAUGAUAAAUGUCCAAUAAAUUGGAAAGGUUAUAGAGUUUUAACUGAAAAAUGA
Messenger RNA from Ichthyophthirius multifiliis, 3396 nucleotides. RefSeq lists its product as hypothetical. The transcript is spliced from 11 exons. The record is from RefSeq and is a predicted model, not a curated record. Gene Ontology annotation, biological process: cyclic nucleotide biosynthetic process; intracellular signal transduction. Lineage: Eukaryota; Ciliophora; Oligohymenophorea; Hymenostomatida.